UUUCAUUCAGUUAACGACGGACUUUCGAACAGAAAUAUUCGGUUACGCUAGUGACGGUCUUUUAAAUGUUAUUUUAUUUGGAAUUCGGUAGCACCACCGUUCAGAGUUAAUAUGGAAAAGUGCAUUUUCAAGCUUAACUAAACAAAAUUUAAACUCAGAUCCUAAAGUCUAAAGACGAGAAAUUGAAUCAAAGUUUUAAUGAGGUAUCUUAAUCGGGGAAUCAAAGUUAUACGCAUAUGUUUUGCGGAGUGGAACUUAAACUAAAUUAAAAAACAAAAAAUAUUGCAGUGAAUUAAAAAUUAAAAUUACGAACACAACUGUAAUGAUAGUUAGUAGGGAAAUCGAUAUAUUUUGCAUUCUUGUCUAUCGAUAAGUGUAUUCAAAUAGUGACCUAGAAAAUAAAACUAGUGUUGUUCUGGUUCGGAUUUCUAGUUUAAUAUUUUUAUUUUUCCAUCUUUGUUGGAGGCCUAUCUCUCUGUUUACAUCUUGUUCUCGUUUCACGCGAACAACAUAGCAAAACAGAAAAGGUUAACAAAAUAAAAUAAGAAAAAGGCAAACUUGAAAGAGAGUACCUACCUUUAAAAUAAUCAUGGCUACAGUAAGGAGAGCUGGACCGCCAGUUCCUCCACGGCCACAUGCGAUAUUAUUAAAAACCCGUACCGUGGAUAUAGGAAGAGUCUCUUCAUCUGGAACAGCUACACCAUCAUCGUCAACGUCGUCUAAUCGCUUGUCAACAGGAGUUAAAUCAACUGUAGUAUCUUCUGCUUCUUCGACAUCUACAGUACCAUCAUCUUCAUCAAAACCAUCAGCACCAGAAGAUGGAAGAACCGUUGUCUAUAAAUCGCCAUCUUUCAAUUUGCAAAAAAGGCAGGAGCAACGGGAACGUGAACGAGAACGGGAACGAGAGAAGAGGUACUCUUUCAAUACUGCCGAUAGCACUUGCGGUGGUGGUUGUGGUUCAACGAUAGUGAUUGAAAGGGGGGGACAUGCUCCAGCACCACCAAUACCCCAACUGCAGGCCAAGCCUAUGGUGGCAUCGAAAAAACCACCAAAGCCAACUGCUCCAGUGCCAAUAAAUGUCAAAGGAGGAGACAAUAGCCUCUCGAAAAACAAUAACAAUCCAUCGUUGUCCUCCAUGUCCUCAACGUCGUCGUCGACGUCGGCGGCAAUCGAUAACCACCGAACAGAGGUUGUUAUCGUUGAAAAGAAUAACAAUGGCAGUCCUUCAUUGGCAACAAAUCCCCCACAACCCAAACCGAGGACAUUGGUUGCGAAUAAGCCUCCUGGGGGUUUUCUGCGCCGCUCCAAGACAACGCUUGAUAAUUUCACGAGGUCGACCAUAACUAUUGCGACAAUUUCCAAUGGCGAUGCUAAUAAUAAUAUCAAUGACACCGACAAUGGAAAUGGAAAUGGCAACAGCAACACCAACGGAAACGGACAUACAAAUACGCAUUCUCGCAUUAGCAAUGGCUUCAUGUCGGGCAGAACAUUUGACUUGAAAAAUAAUUUGAAAAAUGCCGCCGAAAGGUUAUUCUCCGAAAUCGUUAGUCACUCCAAGGAGUCCAAAAGCCAAGCAAAGACCUCGGCUGCGUCGUCCCAUUUAAAUCGAAGUGAAUCAUGGAUGACAUCAUCAGGAACAGGUAGGGAAUCUAAUCCCAGUGAGCUGGAUCAAAAUGGAAAUAGAUCUCAACAGAUCUGCACCGUACCCCCUUCCCCAUCCAUGACAAAGCUAGAAGAUCCCAUACCGCCAGAGAAGAAAAUCGUCUUCCACGAAAUGCUAAUCUCUGAGUUAGCUGCUAUGCGUCAACGGUCAAGUUCGGUUGAUCAAUUGAAUACACGUUCGGACUACAGUUUCCGCAGAGAAUUCCAUGGAUACCAUGAUGGGGAGGAAAAGUCGGAAGACGAUGAGAAAAUCUUCGAAGCCAGAUCGGAGAAGUCGAUGGAUGAUAAAUCGAUGGACGAUAGUGGCACUGGAAGUGCUCUAACACUUCCAUUGAAUGGCAAUGGCAAUACGAAUAAAAUUAAACGGGCACGACAGCGUUGCCCAUCGGGAUGUUCGACGGAUUCGUCGCCUUGCGGUCCGGAGAGCUCUCGCAUACGUACAUCCGAUUGGAUUGAGGUUGGUGCAAACGGCAAGGAGGAAGUGAUGACGAGUUGUCAUAUCAGUUUGGAGGAUUCGGGAAUGGAAGAUGAGGAACGCCCAGAUGAUGGUUCAUCGGGAGUUGGUGAUUCAUGGGAUAGUGUACAAGAGGCUAAAAAAGAAGAAGAGGAAGAGAGGGAGAGAGAAAUGCGAAUCAAAGCAAGAAGACAAAUAUCUAUGGCAGACCUUCCACCUUUGCCAAAAAGCCUAAGUACACAUUUAACUUUUAACGAGCCAAAUAAUGUUGAUUGUGUUGAGAAUGGAAAUGGAUUAAACAAUGGAACUUCUGAAGUAAUUGGUACCACAUUGGAUAAACAAUUGUCAGUUUUACGAAAAGAAAUGUACGGAUUAAGGCAGCUGGAUAUUUCUCUUCUUUCUCAACUAUGGACGUUAAAUGAUUCCAUCCAAAAUUUCCGAACAAUGUUAGACGACGAAGAAUGCUAUUCACCAUCUCCCGAACACUCACCCUACCCAUCGCCCUACGACUCGGUAUCUUCGGAUGUCGAAGAAGAUCUUUCACCCUCCAUCCAAACCCAAAUACAUCAAUGUCCAGAGCUGGUGGAUUUCUCAAAUCAUCAAAUUGCUCCGAAACAUUCAUCCUCCCUGCAUUCAUCUAAUGCUAGUCUAACAACAGCAGCAGUAAUAGCACCAAAAACAACACAACAUCAAUCAGAAAAUCGAAGUGUAUUACCAACGGCGAUAACUUCACAACCAACAUCUCGAAUCUCAAUUCCCCCUACACCUACACCCAGGAGCCCCCUCAAAUCAUCACCACCAGUUUCGAUUCCAAGGCAAAUAAAUUCCAAAUCAUUGCCUCCACCUCCAGCACCGCCAAUUACAAAGCCACCAGUGGAAAGGCUUUCACUAAGGCCUUCACAAUCCUUUCCGGCAACCCGCAAUGGCAACAAGUAUCCUUCAUCGGGAGUAGCUUCUCAAUUGCAGAUUCCAGCGCCAGUGCCAGUGCAAAGGAUGCGAAUUGCACCACCCCCACCACCAGUCCAACGACGAGCUCUGGUAUCGCCGGGGAGGCCUUCUUGAUGUUAUCCUUCGGAAUUCCUUGCAUCUGUCAAAUUGGCCAUGUGCAAAGUAUUUCAUGACAACAACAACAACAACGAUGAAGUUGUUGAGUAAAUUUUU
Molecule: messenger RNA, 3277 nt
Organism: Eupeodes corollae
Lineage: Eukaryota; Metazoa; Arthropoda; Insecta; Diptera; Syrphidae
Product: rho GTPase-activating protein gacZ
Exons: 3
Coding region: 590-3178 (862 amino acids)
Source: RefSeq, a predicted model, not a curated record